AUGGGUUGCAAGAAAAGCAAAGUUGCUCCUCCACCUCCCAAAGUUGAAGAGAAAAUCCCGGAGAGGCCGAUUCCCGCUCCUGUUGAAGAAGUCAAGAUGGAAAUCAUUCCCGAACUUGAACCUCCACAAGUUGUUCCAAAACAGGAAAUCCCAACGCAACUGCAACUGGUUGUCGGUCACUUGCUGAGCGCGGAUGUCAUGGGCCAAAUUGUCGUUAAGUGUCAUUUAUCUGGACAACCCGAAUGUAAAUUUGGGAUGAAUGAAAAGCUUGCAAUUCCCAGUGGGGGAUCAACGCAUCACCCACGUGGAAGCCCUGGAUCUCCGUAUCCUGGUGCAGUUGCUUUGGAUGACGUUCGGUUUCAUCAGUGUGUCCGUAUUUCAAGAUUUGAAGCCGAUCGUGCAAUCACUUUUAUCCCACCAGAUGGAACAUUUGAGUUGAUGACGAUCAAGAGAUUGGUUGGUCAAACUGAGGUGACGCUCACUGCAGAUGUCGAGCUUGUUGCAUCCGUUAAGGAAACUGUUUGGGUUCGGCCUCCAAUAGAAUUAGACUUUCAGGUUCCAAUGUUCACUGCAUCGGGAUUAACUGUAAGAUUUCUACGCGUUUAUGUGAGUCAGAAAUUAACGAUGUCUUGA
Condylostylus longicornis is the source of this 633-nucleotide messenger RNA. Its product is annotated as AP-2 complex subunit mu-like. NCBI's taxonomy places the organism in Eukaryota, Metazoa, Arthropoda, Insecta, Diptera, Dolichopodidae. Bases 1 to 633 code for a protein of 210 amino acids. Gene Ontology annotation, molecular function: clathrin-cargo adaptor activity. Gene Ontology annotation, cellular component: AP-2 adaptor complex; cytoplasmic vesicle. Gene Ontology annotation, biological process: clathrin-dependent endocytosis. The transcript is spliced from 5 exons. The record is from RefSeq and is a predicted model, not a curated record.